CAGGCAGUAUCGUGGGUAGUCCGAGGAUGCUCGAAACGUUACGAAAACAGUCUGCACCGGAAGAAUAAGUUAGGUGUUGCUGUACGUCCAAUACAACACUUAAAUACUUACGGAUACCUGGUGGAAAUAUUUGGAGUGGUGCAGGUGCCCCAUUGAGGUGGCAGGAAGGUCGUAAGCAAGAUGAACAGCAUGUCCCCUGAAGUGACUCUGAACAGGAUCUCCCCAGAGCUCAGGCCUCUCCUCUCCACCAUGGUCAGGAACGGCAAGGUGGGCCUGGACUCCACCAGCUGCCUCCGGAUCACUGAUCUCAAGUCGGGGUGCACUUCCCUGACGGUGGGCCCCUGCUGUGACCGAUUCAAACUGCACAUCCCAUAUGCUGGGGAGACGCUCAAAUGGGACAUCAUAUUCAACGGCUGCACUCCGGACCUGCCCCCGGACUUCAUUUUUGGAGAGGACGUGGAGUUUCUUCCAGAGCCCUCGGAGCUACAUCACCUGGUGGAGUGGGACCCGGGCACAGCAGAGUGUCUGCUGCAAGUGGUGAAGGAGCUGAUUCAGCAGUACCACCAGUACCAGUGCAAGAGACUGCAGGAGAGCUCCCGCCUGCUGUUUGAGUACCACAGCCUGCUGGAGGACCCGCAGUACGGGCACAGCAUGGAGAUCUACGCAGGCAAGAAGAACAGCUGGGCUGGAGAGUUCUCUGCGCGCUUCCUGUUGAAGUUGCCAGUGGAUUUCAGCAACAUCCCCACCUACCUGCUCAAGGACACGGCUCUGGACCCUGGAGAGGAUGUGGCUCUUCUUUCGGUCAGCUUUGAAGAUGCAGAGGCCACUCAGGUCUUCCCCAAGCUCUACCUGUCCCCUCGCAUCGAGCAUGCGCUUGGAGGACCUUCAGCCCUGCUUAUCUCAGCAUUCCCCAGCGGUGGGUGUCUGAUUGACUACGUGCCUCAGGUGUGUCAGCUCCUCACAAACAAGGUACAAUAUGUCAUUCAGGGCUAUCACAAAAGACGGGAGUACAUUGCAGCUUUUCUCAGCCACUUUGGGAUGGGAGUGGUGGAGUAUGAUGCAGAGGGAUUCACCAAGCUCACCCUGCUGCUGAUGUGGAAAGACUUCUGUUUCCUCGUUCAUGUUGACCUGCCCCUGUACUUCCCUCGAGAUCAGCCCACAAUCACCUUCCAGUCCGUGUACCACUUCACCAGCAGUGGGCAGCUCUACUCCCAGGUGCAGAAGUCCUACCCGUACAGCCCGCGCUGGGACGGCAAUGAGAUGGCCAAGAGAGCCAAGGCCUAUUUCAAGAGCUUUGUUCCUCAGUUCCAAGAGGGAGCGUUCGCCAACGGAAAGCUCUAGAACACAGAGAGCAGCAACCUGCCAGGAGUGCAGCUAUUCUCCUUGUGUGUGCCUGUCUGUGUAUGUAUAUAUGUUGCAGGCAAAGUCUUUAAGCAGGUAGUGUCAUUGCCAACAAAUAAACUAUUUCAUCUGAAAAUAUUUUUUUUUUUUUCCUAAGGUUUCGAGCCCCUCCCCCACAUCACACACAGACACCCACAUAAAUUCAUGCAUGCUAUAUUGAAAUGAUUAGCAGUUCAAGCCCCUGUCCCUAUUGUUCAUGAGAAAAUGUGUGAAAGGUAUAUAUCGUGGCAAAACAGGCUAGCACUAUUGGUAAUUUCUAUUGAGAGUCAUGGAUGAUUUAUGAGAAAUCAUUGGAAAAAGAGUGUAAGUGUAACAUACUUAAGUCCCCAUGACUGACUGAGAGUAUUGUCGAAUUGUCUUGACCUGCUUCACACAGAGCAUUCUAGGACUGCCUUCAUCGAGCAGUGAUGACAUUGCCUGAACUGCUGUGCCUGCAUCAUAAACAUUUUUUAAAAAAUCCAUAACAGAACGCAUUACAAUAUACUUAUCAGAGAUGUUUCCAAUAAACGGGAGUGCAUGGUUGUAUGUUUGUUUGUUGGUGUGAGUAUGCUGUAAUACACUUUGAGGACAUAUAUAUAUGUGUGUGUGUGUAUAUACAUUUUUGUUCCCAAAAUGAUUUACAAUGCCCACAACAUUAAUAUCGUAGCCUAUGGUGGAAAAUGAGUGAAGGAGACACACACGAUUUGCAGGUACUUGAUUCCACGGUUUAUUUGGACGAUUAUUCCUGGCCCCUGUUAUCCUGGGCCACACCAAAAACAACAAACAGUCUUGCACCCUCACAGCAUCACAUUCACACAGCAGCUUGUCUCACUCUUUAGCUCAGUGCAUUUUUUUUUCUAGAGCAGCCCUCUUUGGAGUCAAUCUUAAUAUGAAAACCUCUUUGUUUUUCUUCGUCUUUUAGCCAUAUAUUUUGAAACUGCUGCUUGAGUUUCACCUUUUCUUACUCUGUCCACCGCAUCGAGUUUCAUUUUAACAAGUACCAAUUAAUGGCAAUUACCUUCCACAUUUCAUGUUUUAAAAGCCGAUUGGAAAAUUAUUUUCCUCUUAUCCAGGGCAUUGCCAUUUUUACUUCCCUACUGGCGUACAGAGGCCGUAAACCGAGUCAGAACAAACCUGCUGAAAAAAACAGCCUUAUUGUCAGUCUAUAAAGACGCUGUGUGAAGUUAUUCUAAAAAGUGCUUUUAAAAUAAAUGUGAAAGGUCCUUCAAUAAUCUUCUAAAAUUUUGAUAGGAAUUAAUAGGCGUACAGUACAAGACAAUUCAGGCUCAAACAUGCAUGGCCUAAUCAAACCAACUAUUUUUGUGAAAUGUAAUUUUGUUUCACCACAGCUUGAUUUGCAUGACAUUUUUAUUGUGGUAAAGGAAUAGAACCUGUUUUAAAAGACCAUGCCUGUUGAAUGGAUUCAGUCCGUAGGACUUGCAUUUAUUAGUCAUGUCAUUCCAAUGAGUGUCCAUAUAGUCAUCACUGGCCAUCAGUCUGUAACCACAAUAAGUUCAGUACUUUUUCAUGAAACCACCUGAAACUUGCUAGAAUGUCAGAUAGAUUCAAGGUUCAAAACACUGUUGAAAAGUGUAGGGUUAAAAUUGUACUGUAAGUUAGUGUGUGUGUGUGUCACACAUUGAUUAAUUCAUCAUUUGGAAAGCGGGUCAUGAUCAAGGGUCUAGUUUGCCUGUUGGGCCAGCCCUGUUCUCUAUUUAUUGUUCACAGUGCCGGAAUGGUCAUAUUUAAUUGGAAAGCAAUGGGUAAAUGUAUUUAGGGCAUUUGCAAGUCUUUAAUAAAAUAAAAUAAGACUCUUUCCUUUUUAUUUAUUAUUAUUCAGCAACAGCUAAUGGGAAAAUGCAUGCAGUAUAUUUCAUAUUUGUAUGUUUGUUUAUAUGUAAGUAAAAAACAUCUGCCAAGGAUCUCUGUUGUCAAAAUCAUGGUUUUUCAAUCUGUUUCUUACUUCUCAUUAUUACCAGCAUUAUCACUUGUCCUCCCUUUUCUUGUUCUGAAGAUCUUUUGGUUCUUAACUUGUAUUUUGCAAAGGUAUAGACUUAAAAGUUGCUGCUGUUUCCUGGUACAAAAUCACUCCCAGUUUCACCCCAAUGAUCUAACUGUAGUAAAAUAAGCAAAUAUCAAAAUAUCAUCAACACAAGAACAUGGGGAACAGUACUACCACUGCAAGUGCUGAAAAGAGGUAAGAAAACAGAUUUGAAAACCUUGUGUAGCUCUCCUUUAGCAGGGGGGUAUUUGGGAUUGUCUAAUAGAGGGGGACCAACCUUGUAAAGAUCUAAUGCAUGGGUAGGACAAGAUUAUAAGCUUUAUUAAAGUGAUGUAUUAAGUUAAAUCAGCUGGGGUGGGCCACUUGGGUAUAGUUACAGUUAAUGUAUUUUUUUUUUGUUUGGCCAGUAUUGGAGUUCUUCCAGGGCACUGGGAUUGUGCUGCCUGUCUCUACUCUUUCUAAAGAGUAAUUUUGCUUCAAAAGGUGGGACUAGCAUAUUUGAAGAGUUACAUUGUUACUUGAUUUGAAUGGAAUGAGGAAGGAUGUUAGUAUUUUUUUUUCUAUAAAUCUAUCCAAAUUCAAGUAUAAUUUAUACAGUCACAUCUUUAAGUUACACAUUGUGCACCUUUAUCUGUGCUUUUUAUCCCUUAUUUCUUUUCUCAAGUGCCCUGGUAUUGGAGCUUUCUGAUUGGUGGGUGGAAGCUCUGAGGUUUUUCUAAAUUGAAUGGCUACGAAACAGACAGGACUUCAGUGUAAUGUCUUUCCAGUUCUGUCUAGUGCCAGUUGGUGUUUCUUGGUGGUUUCCUACCCAAGUACUGGCUUAGUCUGUCCUGCUUACAAGAUCAGAAUCCAAGAGGGUGUGGCUAGAGACACUGACAACCAAGGUUUAAUACAUUUCACAAAACUGUACCUUGACAAGCUGAACGCGAUUUUGUCAUCUUGUUUCAGACAGUGCUUCUAUAGUUUAGUGCUGCAGGUUAUAAAACUGAUUCAUGAUGUUGCAUAAAUCAGUUUUAAAGCUGCCUCAGUUCCAUAAACUCUUAUCUCAGUAUACCUGUGUAAAAGAGAAUAGACAUCUCUGUAUCUUCCCUAUCAAGUACGAAAUGUAACCAUUACCUCAUGGGUAUUUAUCCUUUAAUACCAUCUAACCAGAACAGAUAAAUCAGAGCUGCACGUAGUGCUUGUGACGUAGUCAUGCCCGCCCCCAAGGGCAUAAACGACCACUGACACAAGUAUCGUCAUCAUUUUUCCUUUCACCACCUGGAGAGAGAGAUCUACGAACAGAUAAGUGACACAAAGUGUUAUGUCUGACUUUUCGUUUGUGUUUUAACACAUAUUGCGAUUGUGUUCACGUGAUUUAGUAAAAUUUACUUCACGUUUGUGCACUCAGCCGUGGUUGUUUUGUUAGUCCCUCAGCGGCCUUGUGCCCCGUGCGAAGCCAGCAGCUCCGCUGCCCCUUCCCUGGGAUUGAACACCUUUAGUUUUGCAGAAUUAGUGUGAAGACUGUUAGGGCUCUAGCAGUAGGCUUUCCUCGUGUUUUGAUCUGUUGGUCAGCCAAAAAGCGUUAUAGGUGGGCAUCACUAUUUCACACCGGUGGUAAGUGUAGGUCCAGACCUGCUCCUGUUCCCGUCGGUACUUUUGUACAACGAACGUGGUUACCCUGCUGAUUCACUAGCAGUUGCUGGGCUCAGCUCUGCUUCGGUCUGAAUGCUCGCAGUCCUUCCCACAGUGUAUCAUUGCCGCUCUGGUCUCUGCUUGUAGUGCCAUUGUGAAGGCUGUCACGGCAUGACAGCAUGCUUCCUCCAGUCUUAGGGCUGUGUUGUAUUAAGUCAGAAGCUAUUCAGGUGGGCAUCCCUGCAUAUUGCUUCCUCAGUAACUGUAGGUCACUGAUCUACCACUGUUCUUCGUGAACAAGGUUACUGUAACGGUAGUGUACCGUGCUCUACAAGGCAUCAUUGCUGGAUGCUCCCAUUACUCCAGGACACACUUUUGGUCCUGCGGUAGAUGAUAUGUUGCAGCACACUCAACAGGCGCUGGAGUCUACGAAGGAACUGGUGCAUCUGCUUCCCAAGUAUGAAGACCAGCUCCCAACUGGCAGCCAAGGUUACAACAACCUCAGAGACCAAUCCAGCUGGCUCCUGCUAAAGCCAGAUGAGGGUUUCACAAUCGACCCGUGACUGCGCAAAGAGGAAACUUCAACGAAUGUCGUGGAUCAACAAAAACCUGGUUUUGGAACAAGAGUGUUAAGUGCGGCCUCGAGCUCGACCCUUACAGCAUAUACAUGGAGGUGAGUUCUCCCUCAAUGUUAUAGCCCUAUCUACUUGUACUGGCUUCCUUCAUGGUAAUGCGCAAGGUUGCCUUUGCUGAGCCUUGUAGCAUUCCAGUUGGUCCGCAGUAUUGCCUUGUGACAGCUUUGGUGUUUCUACCCAUGAGGUAAUGGUUACAUUUCGCACUUGCUAGGGAAUGUUAGGUUAUUAUCAUAACCCUGGUUCCCUGAAAUAGAAAUGUAACCAUUAACCUUCAAGGUCGCUGCGUCCAUGCGAAGGAAAAAUGAUGAUGAUACUUGUGUCAGUGGUCGUUUAUGCCCUUGGGGGCGGGCAUGACUACGUCACAAGCAUUACGUGCAGCUUUGAUGUAUCUGUUCUGGUUAGACGGUAUUACUGGAUAAAUACCCAUGAGGUAAUGGUUAUCUAUUUCAGGGAUUUCAGCGUUAUUUUAUUUUGUAUAAAUAUAUUGAAAAUAAAAAUAAUAAUUAAAAGGAUAAGAGUGACCUGUUACCACAAUGCUUAUCUCCCAGCUAAUUGUUUGUGUGGAAACAGGUGUGACUUGUCCAUUGUUGAAGAAGUCUGUGAUUUGUGUCACUGUAGCAUGAGUAUGUUGCUUGUCACGAUACGUUUCAUAUAUCUGCUGGCUCGUUUAGUCAUAAGCCAUUUGCGAUCAGAGUUGUGCUUUCUUUCUGAUGGUGGUUUUCUACAGGUGUUGCCAUUGCAGAAACACCCGGGAGACUGCCUUGAGGGACUGGUCACUGCAGCCACUGUCAUAGCUCUAGUGAUGUCACUGAGGUCCUUCUGUGUUUCCAUGGUUGUUUCAGAAUAGCUGCACACAACUCUUAACACAGCUUCAACGACAUGUCACGUGAAUACAUACAUUAUUUAUACAGUGCUAUGGCCAAAAGUUUUGCAUUACCCUAUAGAAUUAACUCAUUUUGUUUCAUAAAGUCGAAUGAAACCUGUUGAAUAAUGUUACAUUAACAUAUUGAAAUACAUAACACUUUGUAGUUUUCCAUAUACUUAACUGACCAAUUGAAAAAUGUGACAUUUUGAAAUCUAACAUGAAAUACUGUACUACUAUUAUGGCUUCCAGUAGAUUUGCUAUAUCAUUUUGUAGUUUCUUUGAUUACACUGUGUUAAAUAAAAGAUCUAAAUUA
This is a messenger RNA of Acipenser ruthenus (sterlet), 6809 nucleotides long. RefSeq names its product BRISC and BRCA1-A complex member 2. Bases 181 to 1341 code for a protein of 386 amino acids. Lineage: Eukaryota; Metazoa; Chordata; Actinopteri; Acipenseriformes; Acipenseridae. The record is from RefSeq and is a predicted model, not a curated record. Gene Ontology annotation, cellular component: BRCA1-A complex; BRISC complex. The transcript is spliced from 12 exons. Gene Ontology annotation, biological process: double-strand break repair.